Cryptomeria japonica (Japanese cedar) is the source of this 2785-nucleotide messenger RNA. Its product is annotated as K(+) efflux antiporter 4. The record is from RefSeq and is a predicted model, not a curated record. NCBI's taxonomy places the organism in Eukaryota, Viridiplantae, Streptophyta, Pinopsida, Cupressales, Cupressaceae. Gene Ontology annotation, cellular component: membrane. Gene Ontology annotation, biological process: proton transmembrane transport; potassium ion transmembrane transport. The transcript has 20 exons. The coding region runs from base 407 to 2170 and encodes 587 amino acids. Gene Ontology annotation, molecular function: potassium:proton antiporter activity.
AUGCGUUGCUACAUUCAAUGUGCAUGUAAAUUGGUGUAGGUUAAAAAUUCAAUGUCUGUGUGGAAAAAAAAUAUUGUGGUGUACCUUAGUGAAUGCAUGCGCUAAAAAUCUGUGGCAAAGAUAGGGUGGACGGAAUCUUCUAUAGAGUGUAGGCACCCACAACUAUAAAUUUUGAAUUACUGAACUGCCAAUCGAGAUUUAAGCAUGGUACAUCUGGAAGGGAAAGGAAACUGCACUGCACCGUUCAUCGUGCGUAACGUUGUCUGUUAAGACACACAUACACCUGUGAUUCAGACCGCGAAAAUGUGGCCUCGUCGGCGAUUUUAUUCUGCAUUGGGUUUAGAUCGGUUUUCGGCGAUUAGCUAUAAUUAGCACGCAGAUUCUUUUGUUCUAGAAUAUAAUUUAAAUGGCGCUGAAGGUCGGCAGAAGCCGGAAUGGGGAGGGGAAAGAGGGCAUGGGAUUUUUUAUCAGGAACGGGAAUCGAACUCUGUACCUGGUUUUGGCUGUUGGGAUUUUCUGCAGCAUCGGAGUAAGGGCGAAUCAAGAUGAAUUGGUGGCAAAGAAUUCAUCCAGCGUUCCUGGCUCAAAGGAGGACAGCUUUGCAGAUAUUAUUGACAGGGCACUUGAAAUUGAGUUUGCAGACAAGGAUCAGCCAGAUGGACCUGAUGUUAGCAACUUUAACAACAGUGUGGCUGAUCAACAGGCUGUGCUUGAGACUGUUGCCAGAGUCACUCACGAGAAGUCUAAGAAAAAUGACACGCUAGAGAAAAAUGGAACAUCUAGGUCUUUCCAACUUCAUGAUGUCUUCAACUUGGACAAUGAGAAUGGAGCAGAAGAUACACCAAUGUUAAUAGAUAGAAAGGAUAAUAUAUUUAUAAUGUCCAAUCCAAAAUCAAAGUAUCCAGUCCUACAGUUGGACCUCAGGCUCAUUUCAGAUUUAGUGGUGGUGAUUGUCUCUGCAGCAGUUGGUGGAAUUACCUUUGCUUGGUUUGGACAGCCGGUUAUUACAGGGUACUUACUUGCCGGGUCUGUUAUUGGACCAGGUGGUUUGAGCUUUGUAAGUGAAAUGGUACAGGUGGAGACAUUCGCUCAAUUUGGUGUUGUCUUUCUUCUUUUUGCCUUGGGUCUUGAUUUUUCUUCAACAAAGCUUCGAGUUGUUCGAGCUGUUGCCGUUUUAGGGGGUUUGCUCCAGAUCUUCCUUUUCAUGUGUUUGUGUGGCAUUACUGCUGUGGUAUGCGGUGCAAAUUCUUCAGAGGGAAUGUUUGUUGGCACCUUCCUAUCAAUGUCAUCCACAGCUGUGGUCCUAAAGUUUUUGAUGGAGCAAAAUACUAUUAAUUCGCCCUAUGGUCAAGUUACAAUUGGAACUCUAAUUCUUCAAGAUUGUGCAGUUGGACUAUUAUUUGCUUUACUUCCUAUUUUGGGUGGCAAUGGAAUUUUGCAAGGGAUAAUGUCCAUGACAAAAUCGCUGGUUAUGCUGUCCUUAUUUUUUGCUGCUGCAAAAAUAUUAUCUCGGUCUUUUGUACCACGCCUUUUGAAGCUUAUGAUGAGACUCUCUUCACAGACAAAUGAACUUUACCAGCUGGCUUCAGUUGCAUUCUGCUUGCUAGUUGCUUGGUGCAGUGACAAAUUAGGUCUGAGCCUUGAACUAGGAUCAUUUGCAGCUGGAGUAAUGAUAUCAACAACUGACUUGGCACAACAUACUCUUGAACAAGUAGAACCCAUUCGGAAUCUAUUUGCAGCUUUAUUCCUUGCUAGCAUUGGGAUGCUAAUCAAUGUACAGUUUCUAUGGAACCAUGCUGACAUUUUGAUAGCAUCAGUGAUUUCAGUUAUUGUCAUUAAAACUCUUGUGAUCGGUCUUGUUGUCAGAGGCUUUGGCUACAGCAUCAAGACAUCUUUCCUUGUUGGCAUGUCUCUGGCCCAGAUUGGGGAAUUUGCAUUUGUCCUCUUGAGCCGUGCUUCCAAUCUUCGUCUUAUUGAUGGAAAUUUAUAUCUUCUGCUCCUGGGGACAACAGCUCUUAGUCUGGUGACUACCCCGCUGCUUUUUAGAAUGAUACCUGCAAUUGUGCACCUGGGAGUUCUUGCACGUUGGUUCUCUCCUGAUAUUAGUGCUGAGGUGAACUUCAAAGGCGAAAAGGCUCUUAUGCUGGAAGUACAUGGUGGGAUUUUAUGACAAUCUAAGUUUAUCAGAAAUGAUUAACAAGUCCAUGUACUGAAGGAGGCAAUUUGUAUGUUGCACCGAGUACAAAUACCUUUCAUUCUGUAUCAUGUGGAAGUAUGGUAUCGUGAAAGUGCAGGCAGUGAAGGGUGAUUGAAAUUCUGCAUUAUUGGCACUUCAAUGUAAUAUAUUCAUUAGAAUCGGAGCCUUUAUGGGCAGCCUUGCAGAAAUUCAGAGUAGAAAGCUGAUUGUAUGCUUUCUGAUUUAAAUUCUAUGAUUUCUAUCGUUGAGAGGCUUCUGUCCUGCAACAUAGGAUCCAAAAAUUCGAGUGAUUUCUGUUGCAUGCAUUUUUCCCAGUCAAGUGUUCUUGUGUGCAAUUUAUUUCUAAAUUCCCAACGGCUGCAACUUGCUUUGCUGAUUGGGCGAUAAGAGCUACAUUAAUAGUUAUCGACCCACGAUUGCAAAGUUCAAGCUAGCAUGCUCCUUUUAUCUAUACGGCAAGAAACUAGUAAAUGUUUCUUGUUAUACAGGCAAAUCUAUUUGGUACCACACAAAUGUGGUUGUCAUUGGGAAAUAACAUCAUUCAUUGUAAAUUUAACCAGGUUUGAAAUUGAUCAAAUUCUUUCUUUC